AUGAAAACAUUUACUUUAUAUUUAAAAAUUUUUGCAUUUCUUCUUUUAAUUUGGAUAUUCCCUUUUUUAUACAACUAUGAUUCCAGUAAGUCUUUGAUUAAUAAAGAUACAUUACAAAAAAAAAUUAGAUUAAAACACGAAAGAAUGUUAGCAGAGGGUGAUAUAUCAGAAAAAAAUUCAUCUUAUAUUAAAGAACUUGUAGAACAUUACACAUCUGGUGAAGUAAUGAUGAGUCAUGUUGAUUUAGUUUAUUUAAUGGGCAUGUAUAUUAAAUGUUAUAUCGCUAAUAUUGUGUCAAACAUUGAAGAUAAUGUUUUAUUAAAUGAAGAAAAUAAAAUGAGAUAUAAAUGUAGUGAUAAAAUAUUGAAUGCUUAUCGAAAUAAUAUUUCAGCAGAAAGGGCUUUAGAUAUACUAUCACUGACUGAUUAG
Molecule: messenger RNA, 429 nt
Organism: Plasmodium gallinaceum
Lineage: Eukaryota; Apicomplexa; Aconoidasida; Haemosporida; Plasmodiidae
Product: fam-g protein
Exons: 2
Coding region: 1-429 (142 amino acids)
Source: RefSeq, a predicted model, not a curated record